This is a messenger RNA of Dentiscutata heterogama, 1632 nucleotides long. NCBI's taxonomy places the organism in Eukaryota, Fungi, Glomeromycota, Glomeromycetes, Diversisporales, Gigasporaceae. The record is from the annotation of a GenBank genome assembly.
AUGACUUCAUCCGAACCACCAGUUCUACAAUCGAUCAAUGAGACUCUUAGUAGCAUUCCACCAAGAGAACUGCCAUUCACAGAGAAUGAGAUAAGAAUAAGUCUACAGCUUAACCCCGAUCAGUUUAAUGUACAGACUACAAUCAACAUGCACGCAUUUAGGGCACUGACGAACCAACACCCCAAUCGACCCUUCAUAGAGUAUUUGAUAAAGAGCAUUACAAAGGGUUUCAGAUUUAAUUUUACAGGGCCACGGACAAAGUUAGUCCAACCAAACCUCAAAUCUAUCGACCUUGAACCUACGGCUCUUGAGAAAUACAUACAAGAAGAGAUAAGUAAAGGCCACAUAUGCAGCCCCUUUACUGAAGAACUACCACCAUGUGAUUUAUACCAGAUUAACCCAUGUGGUCUAGUCGAAAAAAAGGGGACAAACACCAAAGUAUACAGGGUUAUAUCCCACCUGUCUGCUCCCUUCGGAUCAAGCAUAAAUGAUGGAAUUGAUAGUUUAGAAUUUGCAACAAAGUACGAGAAUGUGAACCACGCAAUAAGGUGGAUCAAUCUAUACGGCAGAGGAUGUACUUUGUCAAAAAUAGACAUAAAAGAUGCUUACCGAAUAUUACCUGUACACCCUGUCGAUCAAGUCCUACAAGGUAUGGAGUACAAAGAGAAAUUAUACUUUGACAAAGCACUAGCCUUCGGAAACAAAGCGUCAGACGAUUUUUUGAUUAUUUCAAAAUCCGAUGGUAAGAAAGAACUCCAACAGUUUCUUCAGAUAUUAAACAUAAUCAAUGUACCAUUUAAAGAGUCGAAACUAGAAGACUUCGAGGAAAUGGGGUUACAAAAAAGAGCUCCAAUCACUGGUAGGCUUGCUAAUGUGGUUAUGCCAAGUGUUACCCCAAGCAAAUAUCCUGAAACUCGACCCCCAAAGACAAAAAACAUACGAAUCGAUCGUAAGAAGGUACCAAACACUAGCCAGAACAAACCAAUGGUUCAACAAAGAUGGCAAAGUAUGGCCCAUACCAAAAGAUGUGCUAAUAAAAUUCAUCAAGAUGUUAUACAAUCGCAAGAUCCUUUGGUAAAGCAGAUACUUAAAACCAUAGAAGCGAACCACCGGCACACCCCAGUACGACAGAAGAUGCAUAUCACCAGGGCCCACCUGCGCCACAUAAAACGUAGCUUAGACUUGAAAAAUCCAGAUGACUUACUGUUCUGGACAGUGGCAUUGGCGGCAUUCUACGGCUUGGCACGCCUUGGAGAACUUAUCCCCAAUGACAAAACAGAUAAAACCAAAAUACCUAGCAUAAGGGCACUAAGAUUCGAAAAAAUCGGAGCCAAAACAUUUGCGACGAUCCAACUUACCAGAACAAAAAACCACAAAUCGGCUAACAGGGUAUCUCUAAUUAUUAACCCAACAGCAGACGACCUAUGUCCGAUUCAAGCACUUAAAGCAUACACUAUCCGACAUACAUGUGGGUCAUACGCACCAAGAAACGAAUCACUAUUCAUCAGACACAACGGAUCGUGGUCCACCAAAAGAUGGUUCUGCAAAAAACUAAAAGCAAUACUACCACAUUCCAAUGUCACGGGACACAGCUUUAGGGCAGGUGGGACGACUGAACUAGUGAUCCGUGGA